UACGGUUAGCUUUAGAUGCUGACAUUUAAUUCUGCCAAAGUCUUCAUUUUGAAUAUAUGCUUACUGUUUUUGUUUUACUCUUUAAGACAAAAGAAAAUCCAUGAAGAACAAGAAAGGGAAAGAAGAAAACAGGAGAGGUUGGAGAUAAGAGAGGAAAGGAGAAAAGAAAGAGAAGAACAAAGGCGAGACAGGCACUUGAAAAGAAGACGUUGUGAGGAAGAGGAACGCAUGAAACUGAAGAUUGACGUGGAGGAACGCAAAUUGCUGCUGGCUAAGAGGAAACUAGAGUCACUUCAUUUGUUAGCAGAGCUUUUCAACAGGAUUAAGGAGGAUAAAUUUAAGGAGGAUCUCAAGAGGAGGGAAAAAGAAGUUGAAUGUGAGAGACAGAGGCAAGUGGAAAUGGAACGGAAAAGGAAACUAGAGGAGGAAAUGAUAAAAGCUGAAGUAAAGAAAAGAAAGCAAGAGGAACUGAUGUGUCAAGAAAAGGAAUUAAGGGACAAAAUACUGAAAAAUAUUAAAGCCAAAGAAGAAAAGAAACUUGAGCAGGAAAGAGAACUUUUAAGAAAGAAACUGUCAGGAAAACACAAACUGAAGAGUGCUGUUGUCUUAAAAAAGUGACUUGUCCCAACUAUGGAGUGAUUGUCUUCACAAUGGAGCAAUUAUCAAGGAACUUUCUGCAAUGUUUGGUCACUAUGUUUCUUAUGUAAGGCAAUUCCUUCAGAAGUGCUAUCUUCUUUUUUGUCAUUUUUAAUAUAGCCCAUUUCUGAUGUCCCCCGCCAUGAUAUUGCUGGAAUAUUGCUAAAAUUGGCCUAAAACCAUACUCAUUGUUCAUUUAAAUAUUUCAUGUUUUUGGUAACUAUAUACCCUUUAAAUUGUCUAAUCUCCUCUGAAAGGCUUAAAGAGGCACUGGUCUGUGUUAUACUGUUGAACAUUUUUUAUUACUAUAAAAACCCCAAACACCUUCGGUGGUUCAAGAGCAUAUUAACAACAAUUCAUGUGCAUCCAUCAUGGAUAGAAAAUUGAAUACAAUAAAUAAUUCCUUAUUCAUAUAUACAAUUCUUUACACAUAAAUAAGUGUAUACAAUUAAUAGAUGGAUGAAUACAAAUAUGUAUUAAAGAUUUGCUUGCAUUUUUUGUAACUGUAUGAUAAACUUUGACAAACAAAUUUGUGGCUUCAGCCUGGCCAACUUAUUCUGCCCUCAUUAGUUGGCUUAUACAAUUAGCUGGCUUAUACAACUGAGUGUGACAAGAGAAUUGGCUACCAUCUUUUAGGACAGUGUAAUAAUCAUUGAGGCAAUGUUCAUGUACAUUUCUGAAAACUACAAGAUUACCCAUGAAGAUUUGGAUAUGUCAAAACAAAGCAGAUAAAAAAGAAGGAUGGAAGUCCACCCGAUGCCAUUAUAUGGAAAUAGGUAUAACAACAAAUAGUUCAUUGUUAUGUAAUCCAAAGCAAUUUUUUCAAAAAUCAUAGUCAUCAUGAAAAUAGUUGACAGCUGAUCAAUGACACUUUACACUCAUGUCGCACGCCUAAAGAAAAUAGGAGUUAUAAUAUUCUGAGACACUGUUUAUAUUUUGCAAUAUUUGUACUGUUAAAAAGACACAUGACAUCAAACCAUUUCUUUCUAAAGUGCAGACACAUUGUUCCUUUAUGUAAUGAUGGAUGCCUUCCCAGAACAAGGUAACGGUCUGUUUUUAUAUGUGUUACUCUUGUCAAUUUUAAUAUAUGGUAUCAGCA
This is a messenger RNA of Haliotis rubra (blacklip abalone), 1735 nucleotides long. RefSeq names its product A-kinase anchor protein 17A-like. The record is from RefSeq and is a predicted model, not a curated record. The coding region runs from base 16 to 618 and encodes 200 amino acids. Lineage: Eukaryota; Metazoa; Mollusca; Gastropoda; Lepetellida; Haliotidae. The transcript is spliced from 2 exons.